AUGGAACAGGAGCCGGCCGGAACGCCGACGGGACAGGACUCGGCCGGAACUGCUGAACCAGGAGUCGGCCGGGAGCUGCUCAACCAGGAGUCGGUGAAGGUGAUUCCCACCACAGACGGACAGACAGUAGCACUGAUAUGUAGCAGCAGCUGUCCUCUGACUGAAGAGCCUGCAGUCUACAUCUGGUACCAGAACAGAGAGGUCCUCUAUCAGGACUGGUCUCCCUGGUACCAACAGCUGGUCAGCAGUGAGGAAGCAGUCAGAUACUCCUGUGCUAUCAAAGGCUACGAGGACCUCAGAGCCCCUGAAGUCUCAGUGGAUUCUGUCACACGGAGCUGCUUUAAGGUGACCUAUGCUAAAGGGACAAUGUGUUCUAAUAAGCAGACAUCAGAGGAGGAGCCCUGCUCCAUCACAUAUCCAACAGAAUUACAUGUUCAAAGGAGUCCUACAGCCAACCCAAACUAUGUCACACUGACCUGUAACACCAGCUGUCCUCUAACUGACUUUACAUGGUAUCUGAGCAGACGUAGAGUUAAAUAUCAUCAUGAACAACAGAUGGAAGUUUACUUCUAUUCUGCUGAAAGUUUCUCCUGUGCUGUAAAAGGCCUGGAGGAUCUGCACUCUGCUGAAGUCUGUGUUUAUGAUCAGAACUGUUGGAGUGUGAAUUAUGUCAGCAGGAGAAUCUGUGCUCUGGAAGGUUCUUCAGUCAACAUCUCUAGUGAAUAUUCUUAUCCCAACUAUCAACCAACGUCUAAAUUAUGGUUUAAAAUAAAGAGGAGAGUGAAGGAAGACGUUAAAGAGCCACUUAAAGCUGAAGGUGGUGUGAAGUAUCAUGACAACAUGAAGAACCAACACAUCCUGACAAUCAGUAACCUGAAGAAGGAUGACUCAGCAGAAUACACAUUCACACUCCAAGAUGACCAUAGAUGGGUACGGUCUGAUUCACCUGGAGUCACUCUGGUUGUCACAGGCCUGAAAGUGGAGUUGAGUCCUUCUGCAGUGGUGACAGAGGACCAGAGAGUCACACUGACCUGCAGUACCAGCUGUCCUCUGACUGACAACACAAACUACAUCUGGUUCUUCAACAGUCGACCUCUGACCCCGACAGAGAACCACAACAAACACCUGGUUCUGGACCCGGUCAGCAGUCAGCAUGCAGGAAACUACUCCUGUGCUGUCAGAAGCCACAACAACAUCAGCUCUCAUGUAAAGACUCUCACUGUCCAGAGUAAAAGAGGACAAUGGACACCAGCAGCAGCUGCAGGAGUCCGUGCUGCUCUCCUGGUUAUAAUACCCCUCUCUGUCUUCUGCUGGAUCAGAAAGAAGAGGACUUCAGGUCAACCUCCAACAACUGAAACCUCAGUCCACAUGGAGCAGAUUAGAAUCAUCUGGUCUACAGCAGAGUCCGGCCACAUCCAGAUCCAGAACCGGAUCAUGUGCUCUACGCUGCUGUGA
Messenger RNA from Anoplopoma fimbria (sablefish), 1455 nucleotides. RefSeq lists its product as uncharacterized. NCBI's taxonomy places the organism in Eukaryota, Metazoa, Chordata, Actinopteri, Perciformes, Anoplopomatidae. Bases 1 to 1455 code for a protein of 484 amino acids. The transcript is spliced from 8 exons. The record is from RefSeq and is a predicted model, not a curated record.